This is a messenger RNA of Chelmon rostratus (copperband butterflyfish), 1779 nucleotides long. RefSeq names its product glutamate-ammonia ligase (glutamine synthase) b (gene glulb). Lineage: Eukaryota; Metazoa; Chordata; Actinopteri; Chaetodontiformes; Chaetodontidae. Gene Ontology annotation, molecular function: glutamine synthetase activity. The transcript has 7 exons. The coding region runs from base 177 to 1298 and encodes 373 amino acids. The record is from RefSeq and is a predicted model, not a curated record. Gene Ontology annotation, cellular component: cytoplasm.
GUUCGGCCAAUCAGAGGCGGCGGAGAUGCUCGGCUCUGCUAUAAAUCCGAGCUGGACGCAGUGGGGGAAGCAGGAAUGAAAAACAAUAGAAACCCGCACACCGACAACACGUCUGGACACUCUUUUAAUCUCUUGAUAUUUUCCUUCACUUAACAUCAGGGUUCAGGGUCAAGAAAAUGGCCACCUCAGCAAGUUCAAAACUGAACAAAGCUGUUAAACAGCAGUACAUGGAUCUCCCUCAGGGGGACAAGGUCCAAGCCAUGUACCUCUGGAUCGAUGGGUCUGGAGAGGGAUUGCGCUGCAAGACCAGAACUUUGGAUUGUGAACCAAAGACGAUUGAGGAUCUUCCUGAGUGGAACUUUGACGGCUCCAGCACCUACCAGUCAGAGGGCUCCAACAGCGACAUGUUCCUGAUCCCUGUGGCCAUGUUCAGGGACCCGUUCAGGAAAGACCCCAACAAGCUGGUGCUCUGUGAGGUGCUCAAGUACAACCGCAAGCCAGCAGAGACCAACCUGCGCCACACCUGUACACAGGUCAUGAGCAUGGUGGAGAACAACCACCCGUGGUUCGGCAUGGAGCAGGAAUACACGCUCCUGGCUGUGGACGGGCAUCCCUUCGGUUGGCCCUCCAACGGCUUCCCAGGACCCCAAGGGCCUUAUUACUGUGGCGUUGGAGCAGAUAAAGCGUAUGGACGAGACAUCGUGGAGGCGCACUACAGAGCCUGUCUGUACGCCGGGGUUCAGAUCUGUGGCACCAAUGCUGAAGUCAUGCCAGCUCAGUGGGAGUUCCAGGUGGGGCCUUGUGAAGGUAUUAACAUGGGGGACCACCUGUGGGUUGCUCGCUUCAUCCUUCACAGAGUGUGUGAGGAUUUCGGUGUGAUCGCGUCCUUUGACCCCAAACCAAUCCCAGGGAACUGGAACGGCGCCGGCUGCCACACCAACUUCAGCACAAAGGAGAUGCGAGAGGACGAUGGACUGAAGAUCAUCGAGGAGGCGAUCGAAAGACUGUCAAAGCGACACAUGUAUCACAUCCGGGCCUACGAUCCCAAAGGCGGGCUCGACAACGCCAGACGCCUCACCGGCCAUCACGAGACCUCAAACAUCGACGAGUUCUCGGCCGGCGUUGCCAAUCGCGGCGCCAGCAUCCGCAUCCCUCGCUCGGUGGGGCAGGAGAAGAAGGGCUACUUCGAGGACCGCCGUCCGUCCGCCAACUGCGACCCGUACGUUGUCACAGAGGCUCUGGUGCGCACAUGUUUACUCAAAGAGGAGGGAGAGGGGCCCACAGAAUACAGCAAGUGAUCAGUCUGAGACCAAGUGUCGUCACCAGUACUGUAUUUAGCCUGGUCUGCUUCGAGAUGUAAAUGAUUCAUCGUUACAUUGUGAAUGUUUUACUUGACGAAUUAAAUGAUAAUUGAGGUAAUCCUGCAUUCAGUUGUACGGAGCGAGUUUUUACCUCGGGCUUGAACACUGCCAUUUUGCCAGCACAUUGAGUCGUGGUGUCACGGUAGCUGAUAAUUUCCACAGAAUUACGUCGUUUAAUGUGUUUAACUUGUACUAAUGAUGAACUGUAUCUCUUGUAACUGACCCAAAGGAUCCCAAAGGCAUUUGAAUGUUCGUAUCAGUCUUGGCCUCACAAUCGUGGCUUUAUCACGUUGUGGAUAAAUAAGGUCAUGUUAGACUACUUUUGUAUAUUUUUUUUUAAUAAUGCAUGUCUGUUUUUUCACUUGUAAUUGUCACGUGUAAAAAAAAAACCCACUUUAAUAAACAGCUAACAUUUUUA